Messenger RNA from Pseudo-nitzschia multistriata, 2867 nucleotides. Lineage: Eukaryota; Bacillariophyta; Bacillariophyceae; Bacillariales; Bacillariaceae. The record is from the annotation of a GenBank genome assembly.
ACUACGCGGCCCACAAAUAAAUUUCUCCCUCUCUUUCGAUCUGCUCCCAUCCAAUUUGUGGAUAACACAGUAUCUAUUCAGAAUAUGCACUCUCAUUGCCUCUUUGAAAUGUCUAAUUAGGUGAUUACCCACGACAAUUAAAUUUAAAGGAAAGGUGAAAAGGCAUCGAUCUUACAUGGAAAUCUAUUACAAUACACCAAACAAAAAAUUUUUGCCCGUCUUUUUUUCUCGCAAGGCUCCACCGGCAGAGAUAGAGACCAAAUCUAAUUACCACUCGAAUUUUUUUUUGCGCUGACAGACUCAUGGAUAGCAAUUGCAACUAUGCGAUAGGGACCGAUGAUGAAUCUCUAGACUUCGAAUAUCCGGGAAGAGGCGUCAUAUCUUUCAACGGAAACACAAAUGGCAGUAGCGAUACACAUAUGCGUAUUGGAUACACACAUUCGAGUAUUGGAAAUGGCAACGGUCAAAGUUCAARYGCUUUUGGUCGACAACAYAAUCAAUUUAACACUUCUUUGUAUCCUAUGCCUGAUUUUCCACCAUCAAAUCCAUCUUCCUUUCAGGAUUGCCAAAUUGGAAAAAUGUCYGAACAGCAGCCUAAAGCACCAAAUGAUGGCACAAUGUCCGACGAAACAGACGCGAUCUCAAAACUUAUGUUAGAMAUGUGGGAAAACAAAAAAGGGYCAAACGAAUACCUAGGUGACGAUACUUCAAAGGCACUAGUCACGAGCGUCGAAAAACUAGUUGCGAAGGAAUUAUUCGAGAUGGAAAAUGGCACACGUGAAGCAAUGUUGGACGAGUUGCACGGUGUGAAGUCAAGGGCGAUWYCGGAAUCACCAGAAUUGAUUGAGGCUGCCCUCAGGGCAUUCRAUAUAGAACUACAAAAUCUCGACCACAAGAAAGUAGUUAUUAAUAUUAACCAAGAGCGCCAUUCACUUGACCAAGCACACCUUCGCGCCACGAUGGACCUUCAAAGCAACUAUGUGACGUCGCCAGAAUUUCGGAUCCGAUUCUUACGUGCCGAAUUAUUUGAUGUCAAGAAAGCCGUGAUUCGGUACUGCAGAAAUCUAAAUUAUGUGUGGGAUUUGUUUGGAGAUACUGGUCUUCUGAGACAAAUUUAUCUUAGUGACUUGAACGAAAAUGAAAUAAGAUACCUCAAAGAAGGUCGAAUUCAAUGUUUGACGUCGAGAGACAAAAUGGGACGACGAAUAUAUUUUGYUUUCGGAUUGUAUAAUCUCCCGAUCCGAGAACGAAUGAGGGURGAAAUGUAUCUAGGAUUUGUGGUAACUGGUGACGACGUAUCAUCCCAAAAAUAUGGUGGAGUCGUCAUUAUUUUUGCUUCGUCCGAGGACAAGAAAARGAUUMUGUAUGAUGAAGAUGAACGCCAGAUCAUUUUCAACUUCACUAGAGCUUCACCUAUCCGAUAUACAGGCUUACAUUUUUGCAUGCCCGACGAGACAAUCUAUAAAAUCSUUAAAACUAUUGGCCUCUCGUUAAUGACGAGCGAUAUGCGGGCRACUUUUCGGGUGCACACCGGGAGUCACAUGGAAUGCAAUUAUGCUUUGAGCCAAUUUGGUAUUCCCAUAGAAGACAUCCCCAUAUCAGUAAACGGAACUGUCAAGAGUAGAUCGUGCCUAAAGAUGAUCAAGGCUCGAAAUGCAGUAGAGGACUACAUAAAACAACGAUGUUCGUUAUUGGAAACCAACUACGUAACAAAAGCUAUGGAAGAGCUUUUGAUCUUAUCACCUUCGGUGCUCAAGGGCUUUCCACCUUCUUGUCCAGGAACAGACUGUCCUGAUAUUGAUUGUAUUGUCUUUGGAGAUCGAGCGCUCUACAACCAUUCCGGUAACGUCGAGUUCCGUGAUUACCUUAGACGAAAGCGAUACUUACAAACWCAACGAAAAGAGGAAGAAAGGAUACGGGAUGGAAAACAGAAAASAGAAAAGAAGCGACUUUUUAUUGGAGAGUUCUUGGACGRCAUAAUCGAYGAGACUUCUAAGAGCUAUAAGUUUGCGUACUACRACAAGAAGACUGGGUGGUAUGCAUAUAUUCCCGUGGACACCCCAGAGAAUCGCCUAGAAAUUCGAAAGAGGAUUUCGCAGAUUAUACGRGACGAACGCAAACGUGAGAGAGCACUURAAAUCGACACAUCAAGCGUUGAUUCCGACUACCAAAGUGCAGAAGAUAACGACAAAGACGUUCUCUCAGCGGUCUCAAAACUAGGAGUAAACAACAAGCGCUUCAAGACGAACAAAAGUUGCAGWAGCUGUGUCUAGUUUAUAAACAACGAAGUUCUACAAGAAAUGAAAAGUUAUUCGUACUUUCCUAACUUACAAUUUAUAGAAUSCAAGAUAGACCAAAAGUCRAAGGCGGAAAAUUUCCGGUUCUUUGCCUGCAUCGAUCCUGACUGGUGCUAUUCAACACUGUAAUACARUCAACGAGUGAUAAUCGAAGAUGCUCCCCUGCCCCGUGUCACUUAACGUUUGCCUGCGUUUACAGCACUGGGAAAAAUAAAUGAUCCGGGAUUUCACCAUCCGUCUCUUGAAAAGAAAACUCCGCGACAGGCCGGCGUCCUAUAUUCGGUACUCUCACGACAUUUGCACUCCCCGAAAAUUUGUCUCCUUUYGUAGUAAUUGUUCUUGCACUUCUUGGUGUUUGAUGGGAUAUCGGUCUUAAUCUACUCGUUCUCGGUACAACGCUGAAAGCAGAYGAUGUAGAAUCGAACGACCCGAWGGACCUUAAUUGUUGGAUUCGAGAAAUGGCAUCGCUUAGGAACAUUUCAUCUUCAAUGCUCAUCGAUCGCUUCGCUKGCGGGGAUAGCAUAUCGRUAGCAUCGAUGCGGCUUUGCGAAAUAGAUGCAACGCCAAAUU